Messenger RNA from Glarea lozoyensis ATCC 20868, 468 nucleotides. RefSeq names its product Ubiquitin-like protein. Lineage: Eukaryota; Fungi; Ascomycota; Leotiomycetes; Helotiales; Helotiaceae. Gene Ontology annotation, biological process: modification-dependent protein catabolic process; protein ubiquitination; translation. The record is from RefSeq and is a predicted model, not a curated record. The transcript is spliced from 3 exons. Bases 1 to 468 code for a protein of 155 amino acids. Gene Ontology annotation, cellular component: nucleus; cytoplasm; ribosome. Gene Ontology annotation, molecular function: ubiquitin protein ligase binding; structural constituent of ribosome; protein tag activity.
AUGCAAAUCUUCGUUAAGACCCUGACGGGCAAGACCAUCACACUCGAGUGUGAAGGUAGCGACACCAUCGAUAAUGUCAAAUCCAAGAUCCAGGAUAAGGAGGGAAUCCCACCAGAUCAACAGCGUUUGAUCUUCGCCGGAAAGCAACUUGAGGAUGGGCGCACCCUGAGCGAUUACAACAUCCAGAAAGAGUCCACCCUUCACUUGGUGUUACGUCUACGUGGAGGAGCCAAGAAGCGCAAGAAGAAGGUUUACACCACCCCAAAGAAGAUCAAGCACAAGCGCAAGAAGACCAAGCUCGCGGUUCUCAAGUACUACAAGGUUGAUGGUGAUGGAAAGAUCGAGCGUCUUCGCAGAGAGUGCCCAACUCCAGACUGCGGUGCCGGUGUUUUCAUGGCUGCCAUGCACGACCGUCAAUACUGUGGACGUUGCCACUUGACCUACAUCUUUGAUGAGGCCGGAAAAUAG